Molecule: messenger RNA, 962 nt
Organism: Lathyrus oleraceus (garden pea)
Lineage: Eukaryota; Viridiplantae; Streptophyta; Magnoliopsida; Fabales; Fabaceae
Exons: 1
Coding region: 113-568 (151 amino acids)
Source: RefSeq, a predicted model, not a curated record
AUCAUAUGGUUAUCCUUAUACUAUAAAUUCACUCUUGUAUGUCCAUAGUUUUCCUCAUCCCUCUUUUCCUUUCCAUUUUUUUUUCUAGUACCAUUCUUUCAAAAAUAUAAUCAUGUUUCGUACUAUAUUGUUUGCAUGUCAUGAAUUUCUUAAUAUGAAAAUCUCAGAUGAAAAAUUAACAGAAAAACUCAAAGACACAAAGGCAAUAAUAUACAAAGAAGAAUUGGCCAAUGCAAAGCUGAGAAGGAAGGCAGUAAUGAAAAGUGUGAGGUUUAUGGAUUCAGAACGAGAUGCUCUUUUGGAAAAAGACGAAAAGAAGGAGUUGAUGAAAGGAAGACGAAGCUGCAACAGUGAUUGUAGUAGUGGUAUUGAUGAAUUUGGAGAAAGAGAAAAGAUGAAUAUUAGAGUAAAGGUAAAGAUGACAAAGGAAGAAGCUGCUAAAUUUCUGUCAAAAUUUAAAUGCAAGGAAGGAGGAAUUCUUCCAAUCAAGGAUGUUGCUCCUCAGCUUCUGGCUCUCCCACUCGACAGAUUUACCAUUCUGCCACUUGAACCAACGACGUAUACAUAAAUAGAUAUUCUAGUUGUAGUUACUAGUUAGUAUAGUAUGUGUGUGACCCUUGUGUUAUGAUUUAGAUAUAUUUAAGAAAGAUUUAUUUGGGUUGGAAAAAAUUGUUGCCACAUAAGGUUUGUUGUUUCCUCCUAUAUAUUUAAUCAUAAUUUUAAAAUACAAAUGUGAGUUUUAAUUAUACAAACAAUUUGAUAAUAUUGUUCAAGUCAAUAAUUAUUGAUUUUCUUGAUUCAUGAACACAUUCUAUGCCAAAUUGUUCAUGGUUCAUUAAGUAUGAGCAGGUGCGGAUUAGCUAAGUCCAGAUAGAAUUUGAAAAUCUAAAUCUGAUGUGAUCAAAACAUUCCCGGUUCAAGUUAUAUGUUACUUGCCAUAAGCUUAUGUUUUUUGGAUUGCA